Messenger RNA from Lutzomyia longipalpis, 405 nucleotides. RefSeq names its product transmembrane protein 258 (gene kud). Gene Ontology annotation, biological process: protein N-linked glycosylation. Gene Ontology annotation, cellular component: membrane-bounded organelle. Bases 90 to 362 code for a protein of 90 amino acids. The record is from RefSeq and is a predicted model, not a curated record. NCBI's taxonomy places the organism in Eukaryota, Metazoa, Arthropoda, Insecta, Diptera, Psychodidae. The transcript is spliced from 2 exons.
CACACCACAUAACCUCACCUUUUCCCGGCCACGUAUUUUGUGUUGUGCAAGGAGUCUCUCUGUUUUUCCGGCUUUUCCCAGUGUUUAGGAUGGAUUCAAUGACGAGAUAUUUGUCCCCAAUCAAUCCAACAGUGUUCCCCCAUUUGGCCACAGUUCUCCUGGCAAUUGGGACAUUCUUCACAGCCUGGUUCUUUGUAUUUGAGGUGUCGCGCCCCAAGGAAGCCGCGGCAGGAAAUGGACAUUCCGGUAAACAAUCAAAAGACGGUGUAAUCUUCAAGGAACUCCUCAUAAGUCUCUUUGCGUCAAUCUUUUUGGGAUUUGGGGUCUUAUUUUUAGCCCUCUCAGUGGGAAUUUAUGUCUAAGAGAAAGUAAAUAAUAAUAAAAAAAUCACCUCAAUGGAUAAAA